Molecule: messenger RNA, 5420 nt
Organism: Elgaria multicarinata webbii
Lineage: Eukaryota; Metazoa; Chordata; Lepidosauria; Squamata; Anguidae
Gene: ADGRB1
Product: adhesion G protein-coupled receptor B1
Exons: 33
Coding region: 365-5284 (1639 amino acids)
Biological process (GO): cell surface receptor signaling pathway; engulfment of apoptotic cell; negative regulation of angiogenesis
Cellular component (GO): dendrite; postsynaptic density; plasma membrane
Molecular function (GO): G protein-coupled receptor activity
Source: RefSeq, a predicted model, not a curated record
UUUGUGUGCGUGGUUUUUAUUUUAUUUUUAAAAAGUGAGUUGGCAGGAAAACGCGAAACAGCCCCCUCCUGCCUCCGAAAUCCCUUUUGGACUCAUUAGCCAAUGGCCAUUUUCCUACUUCUGGAUUUGUGGAUGCUUUCCAUUUGGAAUUUGUUCCAGCUCGGGAAAAGGAUAUAAUUGCGUGGAUGGUCUAAAAGGUGUUGCUUGCUUAAGCCACAAGGAGGAGCCUGAAGCCAAACAUGGGAAGGCUUGAUUGAUCUCACGUGGAGCCUGGCACAAGAUCCCUCUCUUCUCCUCCUGUUAUGUCCAAGAUCUGCACUCUGCCUGGCGAUUGCUUUGAGUUCCAAAGGACCAGGGACCUAGGAUGAGGAGGAGCACUGGAUCUUCCUUGAACCUGCUUUUGUUAUUGCCACUUUUCUUUGUGUGGACCGUAGUCGCCCUCGACCUGGGGCAAUCUCCGUGCACCACCUUGGUCCAGGGCAAAUUCUUUGGGUAUUUCUCCUCUUUUGCUGUCUUCCCACUGAACUCUUCCCGUUGCUCUUGGAUUAUCCAGAACCCUGACCCCAGGAGGUACACCUUGUACAUGAAGGUCUUGAAGCCCACGGGCAUAUGCGACCGCCAGCAGAUACGCACCUACCAAUUUGACUCGUUCUUGGAGUCUACCCGGACGUACCUGGGCAUGGAGAGCUUUGACGACGUGUUGAACCUUUGUGACAGCUCCACCCGCUAUGCCUUCCUCCAGUCCAAUAAGCAGUUCCUCCAGAUGAAACAGACUGGGUCUCUGUUAGAAAGUGGCCAUGUCCGGUGGAAGCCGGCCAAGAUUCAGGAAAGAGAUUUCUCGGUGGAAUACCUGGUGGUCGGCAACAGGAGCCCGAGCAAAGCGGCCUGCCAGAUGCUAUGCAAAUGGCUGGAUACGUGCUUGACCACCAGCAGUAGUUUGCACCCUUGCGGCAUCAUGCAGACACCCUGCUCUUGCUCAAGCGGGGAGGUCCUGGACCAGCCCAGCGAGAUCCUUGGGCUUACCAAAAAGAAGGAUGACUGUUUUAAGGAUGGGAUUUACCUGGAGAACUGCAUGAGCAGCCCGAAGGACAGCAGCGGACUGGAUUUCUUGGGUGGAUGGAACCCAUGGUCGAUGUGGGGAGAAUGCACCCGAGACUGUGGGGGAGGCCUGCAGACCCGCACCCGCACCUGCCAGCCUCUUCCGGAUGACGGCCUCAUCUGUGAGGGAGUCUUAGAGGAAGGCAGACUGUGCAACAGGAAAGCGUGCAACCCCAACGGACACUACAAUUCCCGGAGUCAAUCCUUGAGAUCCACAGAUAACCGGAAGCGGGAUGAUACGGAUGAGCUACAACAGUAUGGGUAUCCUGCACCUCAAAUAGGUGAUCCAGCUGCUGAGGAGUGGUCCCCCUGGAGCGUGUGCUCAACCACCUGUGGGGAGGGUUGGCAGACUAGGACAAGAUUCUGCGUGUCGUAUUCCUACAGCACCCAAUGCAGUGGGCCCCUCCGGGAGCAACGGCAAUGCAACAAUUCUGCUGUCUGUCCAGUCCACGGAACGUGGGAUGAGUGGUCUCCUUGGAGCCUGUGCUCAUCAACUUGUGGGCGCGGCUACCGGGAUCGCACCCGGACAUGCAAACCCCCUCAGUUUGGUGGCAAUCCUUGUGAGGGACCUGAGAAGCAAACCAAGUUCUGCAAUAUUGCACUCUGCCCGGGCCACUCAGUGGACGGCAACUGGAAUGAGUGGUCGAGCUGGAGCUCCUGUUCUACCACCUGCUCCAACGGCACCCAGCAGCGGACCCGAGAGUGCAACGGACCGUCGUACGGGGGAGCCGAAUGCCAGGGCCAGUGGGUGGAGACCCGAGACUGCUUCCUUAGGCAGUGCCCAGUGGAUGGAAAGUGGCAAGUGUGGGGGCCAUGGGGGAGCUGUACUGCCACUUGUGGAGGCGGGACACAGAAACGUGACCGUGCGUGCUAUGGGCCUUUCUUUGGAGGAGAUGUGUGCCAAGGCCCCAAAGAGGAGUACAAGCAAUGCAAUGAAAAGAGGUGCCCAGAGCCCCAUGAAAUCUGUGAUGAAGAUAACUUUGCUUCUGUGAUUUGGAAAGAGACCCCUGCUGGAGAGGCAGCGGCUGUCCGGUGUCCCCGCAAUGCUACAGGGCUGAUCCUACGGCGGUGCUUGCUGGAUGAAGAGGGCAUUGCCUAUUGGAUGCUUCCAACGUACAUCAAGUGUGUUUCUAUUGACUACAGGAAUGUACAGAUGAUGACAAGGGAGCAUCUUUCGAAAGCCCAGCGGGGGCUGGUAGGAGAAGGGUUGUCGGACGUAUUGCAAAACUUAGUGGAGAUAUCUCAGGAUGGAACCAGCUAUAGUGGGGAUCUUCUAUCAACCUUUGAUGUACUCAGGAAUAUGACCGAGAUCUUCCGCAGGGCUUAUUACAGCCCCACUACAAAUGACAUACAGAAUUUUGUCCAGAUAAUUAGCAACGUAUUGAUGGAGGACAACCGAGACAAAUGGGAAGAGGCUCAGCUGAUGGGGCCAAAUGCCAAGGAACUCUUUAGGCUAGUGGAAGACUUCAUUGAUGUCAUUGGAUUUCGAAUGAAAGACUUCCAGGAUUCCUAUCAAAUGACUGAAAAUCUGGUUCUCAGCAUCCAGAAACUUCCUGCCAACACAGCCAAAGACAUUAGCUUCCCCAUGAAAGGCUGGCGGGGAAUGGUGGAUUGGGCCCGCAGUGCAGAGGACAAGGUCAUGGUGUCCAAAAGCAUUCUCUCCACUGGGAUUUCAGAGACGGACGACUCCACGGUCUUCGUGGUGGGGACGGUCCUGUACCGGAACCUGGGUGGGAUCCUCUCCCUUCAGAGGAAUACCACAGUGCUGAAUUCGAGAGUCAUCUCAGUGACGGUGAAACCAGCUCCCCAGUCGCUUCUCGCCCCAAUGGAGAUUGAGUUCUCGCACUUGUACAAUGGGACCACGAACCAGACCUGCAUCCACUGGGAUGAACCAGAUGUACCCUCCUCCUCCACCACCACCACCACCUCCUCCUCCUCCUCCUCCUCCUCCUUCUCCUCAUCUCAGCUUGGUGCCUGGUCCUGGCGUGGCUGCCGAACCGUCCCGGUCGAUCCUUUCCGAACUAAAUGCCUCUGUGACAGAAUCUCUACCUUCGCCAUCUUAGCCCAGCUCAGCGCUGAAAUGAAUACGGAAAAGGUGCUUGUCCCUUCGGUCACGUUAAUCGUUGGCUGUGGAGUGUCUUCCUUGACUCUCUUGCUCUUGAUAAUCAUUUACAUCUCAGUCUGGAGGUACAUCCGCUCAGAACGUUCUGUCAUCCUUAUCAACUUCUGCCUCUCCAUCAUAUCUUCCAACGCUCUCAUCCUGAUUGGGCAAACGCAGACGCGGAAUAAGGUGAUCUGCACUUUGGUGGCAGCCUUCCUGCACUUUUUCUUCCUCUCCUCCUUCUGUUGGGUGUUGACGGAAGCCUGGCAAUCAUACAUGGCCGUGACGGGCCGGCUACGGAACCGCAUCAUCCGUAAACGUUUCCUGUGUCUUGGAUGGGGCCUUCCUGCUUUGGUGGUUGCUAUAUCCGUGGGAUUCACUAAAGCCAAGGGGUACAGCACCCCGAACUAUUGCUGGCUUUCUUUGGAAGGAGGUCUGCUUUAUGCCUUCGUGGGACCAGCAGCGGCUGUUGUUUUGGUGAACAUGGUUAUUGGUAUUCUGGUGUUUAACAAACUUGUAUCCAAAGAUGGAAUAACAGAUAAGAAACUGAAGGAACGGGCAGGUCAGAUGGCAGUGCCCCUUUACGGCAUCACGCUCAAAUGUUCCAAGUGUGGAGUGGUUUCUUCCGCUGAAGUUUCGGCCACAGCCACCAGUAACGCCAUGGCAUCUCUUUGGAGUUCCUGUGUGGUCCUACCUCUCCUGGCUCUGACCUGGAUGUCAGCAGUGCUAGCUAUCACAGACCGUCGGUCAGCCCUCUUCCAGAUCCUCUUUGCGGUCUUCGACUCCUUGGAGGGCUUUGUCAUUGUGAUGGUCCAUUGCAUCCUGAGAAGAGAGGUGCAAGAUGCUGUUAAGUGUCGAGUGGUGGACCGCCAAGAAGAAGGAAAUGGAGAUUCCGGGGGGUCCUUUCAGAAUGGACAUGCUCAGCUAAUGACUGAUUUUGAGAAGGACGUGGAUAUGGCGUGUAGAUCAGGUGAGCACAUUACAGUGCUAAAUAAAGACAUCAGCACUUGCCGCACCAUGACCAUCACGGGGACUCUGAAGCGCCCAUCGCUGCAGGAUGAGGAGAAGCUGAAGCUGAACCACCAGAAGGGUUCAUUGAACUUUAACAGUCUUCCAGCCAAUGUCUCCAAGAUGCACCUCCAAGGCUCCCCGCACUACUUAGGGGCCAUCAACCUCAAUGACUUCAGCAACCACACCCUCACUUUGAAGAAGGACAAGAGCCAGCCUCCCAAAUCCAUCUACAUCUGUGACGGGGAUAUCUUCAAAAAGCUGGACACAGAGCUCUCCCGAGCCCAGGACCAAAACAUAGAUGCCAGCUAUGUUAUCUUGCCCACCAACACUUCCACUCUGCGGCCCAAGCCACCACCGCCACCGCCGCCACCCAAGGAUGAUACAAAAUACAGCAUCAACAUUGACCAGAUGCCACAAACAAGGCUCAUCCACCUCAGCAUGGCUACUGACCCUGGUUUUGUUGUCAAGAGCCCUCCAAGGGAGCCUGUGCUGAUGAGCUGUGGGGAGGUUCAGGCGUCCCCAAUGAUGCAGCAGCAACAACAUCAGCUGUCACCCCCACUGGUCAAUAAAGCCGGUGACUCACAGAUGCCAAACAGCUUGUGUGACCCAGGCGAGUCCAGUAACUCUGGGAUGGUGUCCAAGAGUGAGACAGUCUCCACCCUUUCCAUGAGCUCCCUUGAGAGACGGAAAUCCCGGUAUGCAGAACUAGAUUUUGAGAAAAUCAUGCACACGAGAAAACGUCACCAAGACAUGUUUCAGGAUUUGAAUCGGAAGCUGCAGCAUGCAGAGAAAGAGAAGGAGUCCCCGACAGCAGACAGCAAGGGUCUAAAACGAUGGAGUGUUUCUUCAGGCGGAAGUGAUAAAACUAAUGCUAGCCAAGAAAAACAGCAGACACCAAACAAGAGACCCUGGGAAGGGAUCCGGAAGGUCCAUUCACCACCAGCGUGGGUUAAAAAGGACAUGGAACCUGUUGCACCGUCUCCUUUGGAACUCAAAACUGUAGAGUGGGAAAAGGCAGGCGCCACAAUCCCCCUGGUGGGACAAGACAUUAUUGAUCUCCAGACAGAGGUCUGAGGAGGAAAAGAGAAGAGAAAAGAGACUCUUAGGAUGUCUUUUCCCCACUGGAAAAUACAAAACAGAUACAAAACACAAACAGAUAAGAUUUUUUUAAAAAAAGAAAAAGAACCCAUUACAUGGAAUCAAAAUGAAG